AUUAAACGAAAAUGUUACACUACUGCGGAGUCCUGAAUCAGAAGCUUCUUUGUCUUCUCUAUUGGGUUUUGGACUUUGGAAUAUAUAAAGGAUAUCAACCCUUCUCUUUUUGACUUUUGAUGGAAACACACAGUGAUUUCUUGAUUUUCGGUGUUUUAUUGAUCUUUUUAGCCUUUACACGUUAUAAUAUAAAAGGGUUUCUUUUGAAACAAGUUUUUCCAUAGAGAAUAGUUAAAGAAAUCAUCAUCCUUUUGUUCUUACAAGGUUGUGUUGUGUUUUAGAGGAAUUUUCUGGAUGAAUUAUAAAGGAAAGAUGCGUGCUCCAUCUUUGCUUGCACAGUGUUUACCUGGUUUGGCGCCUCAAGAUAGAGGAAGCCAUAGUAUGUCAGCUGUUUCAGAGAGAGAUGUGAAUCUUCCUACACCAGCUGUGGAGAUUCUCCCUUCAAAGAUGGUCCAUCCUUACAAGUAUUCUGGGGAGAACGUAGAAUUUCAAGGCCUUAAUGUGUUCAAGGGCAGAGUUAAUGUUGCUGAUAUUAUUGGGUUCACUGGUUCUGAGAUGAUAUCCUCAAAAACUGAUGGGUAUCUGAAAUCUUGGGACAGCUCUAUUGAUCUUGUUAAUGUUCUCAAGCAUGAGAUACGUGAUGGUCAACUUAGCUUUAGAGGCAAGAGGGUACUUGAGCUUGGUUGUAGCUAUGGUAUUCCAGGGAUUUUUGCUUGCCUGAAGGGUGCUUCUACAGUGCACUUCCAAGAUCAGAAUGCUGAAACAAUAAGGUGCACAACCAUACCAAAUGUCCUUGCUAACCUUGAGCAAGCUCGGGACAGGCAGAGCCGACAGCCAGAGAGCCCCUUGACUCCAUCAAGACAAAUGCUGGCACCAUCAGUGCACUUUUAUGCUGGGGAAUGGGAGGAACUCCCCACAGUUUUAUCUGUUGUGAGAAGCGAUACAUUUGAAGUGACAACAGGGAUGAGCCUGAGCUUUUCUGAGGAGGAUUUCAUGGAUGGAUGUAGUAGCCAAGAUGGUAGCAUCAUUGGUCAGGAGACUUCCUCAAGACGAUCAAGGAAGCUUUCAGGGAGCCGGGCAUGGGAAAGGGCUAGUGAGACCGGUCAUGGAGAGGGGGGUUAUGAUGUUAUUCUGAUGACAGAUAUCCCACACUCUGUGUCUUCUUUGAAGAAGCUAUAUGCUGUCAUCAAAAAGUGUUUGAGGCCUCCAUAUGGCGUAUUAUACCUGGCAACAAAGAGAAAUUAUGUUGGUUUCAGUAAUGGAGCACGACAGCUAAGAAGCCUGGUGGAUGAGGAAGGCAUUUUCGGAGCGCAUUUAGUUAAGGAGAUGACUGAUAGAGAUGUCUGGAAGUUCUUUCUCAAGUGAAACAUAAAGUUCAGAACUCAACAAAAGUACCUGCUAACUGAUCACAUAUUUUCAGAUUAUAUUUCUUCUAAUAUCCUAUUUGUAUAUCUCAGAUCACAAUUGUCAUCAUUUUUUUCUUUCAUGAAAACGGAAUCAGUGUUUAAAAGUUUUGCUAGUGUGCAAUUCCUUGCU
Molecule: messenger RNA, 1536 nt
Organism: Populus nigra (black poplar)
Lineage: Eukaryota; Viridiplantae; Streptophyta; Magnoliopsida; Malpighiales; Salicaceae
Exons: 8
Coding region: 295-1365 (356 amino acids)
Source: RefSeq, a predicted model, not a curated record